AUGAGGAAGACAGCUUCUUUCUUCCUCCUCGUCUCCUCUAUGCUCAUCCUCAUCCACGGCGCACGUGCACAGCACAUGAUGUCCGCAGCACAGUUUGUACCGGCCAUGACGGAGUCACACGCUGCUCACCUGCACGACUGCAAGGCAGAGACAAGGACGGUGAUGUACGACUCGAGAAAGCUGCAAGACACGGCCCUCAAUAUCUGCUCCAUCAGGACGGACGCUUCCGAUGACGGCCCGGCCAGAGAAUCACGUGAUGUAAACAGACCAAUCAGAGGGCAGCUGAAUUUAGAUCGCCGCUAUAAUAAUAAAGCUAUGACGCGUGACAGUGCUCUACGAGAAAUGACACGUGACAAUGACGCUAGGAGAGAAAUGACACGUGAUAAUGACGCUAGGAGAGAAAUGACACGUGAUAAUGACACUAGGAGAGAAAUGACACGUGAUGAUGAUGCAAGGAGAGGAAUGACACGUGACAAUGACGCAAGGAGAGAAAUGACACGUGACAAUGAAGCAAGGAGAGAAAUGACACGUGAUAAGGACGCAAGGAGAGAAAUGACACGUGACAAUGACGCAAGGAGAGAAAUGACACGUGAUAGCGCUACACGUGAAAUGACACGUGGUAAUGAUGCUAGGAGAGACAUGAUACGUGACAAUGACGCAAGGAGAGAAAUGACACGUGAUAAUGACGCUAGGAGAGAAAUGACACGUGAUAAUGACGCUAGGAGAGAAAUGACACGUGAUGAUGAUGCAAGGAGAGAAAUGACACGUGAUAAUGACGCUAGGAGAGAAAUGACACGUGAUAAUGACGCUAGGAGAGAAAUGACACGUGAUAAUGACGCUAGGAGAGAAAUGACACGUGAUGAUGAAGCAAGGAGAGAAAUGACACGUGAUAGCGCUAGAAGAGAAAUGACACGUGAUAAUGACGCCAGACGAGAAAUGACACGUGACAAUGACGCUAGACGAGAAAUGACACGUGAUAAUGACGCAAGGAGAGAAAUGACACGUGAUAGCGCUAGACGUGAAAUGACACGUGGUAAUGAUGCAAGGAGAGAAAUGACACGUGACAAUGAUUCUAGGAGAGAAAUGACACGUGAUAAUGACGCAAGAAGAGAAAUGACACGUGACAAUGACGCUAGACGAGAAAUGACACGUGACAAUGAUGCAAGGAGAGAAAUGACACGUGAUAAUGGCGCAAGGAGAGAAAUGACACGUGACAAUGACGCAAGGAGAGAAAUGACACGUGACAAUGACGCAAGGAGAGAAAUGACACGUGAUAGCGCUAGACGAGAAAUGACACGUGACAAUGUCGCAAGGAGAGAAAUGACACGUGAUAAUGAAGCAAGGAGAGAAAUGACACGUGACAAUGAUGCAAGGAGAGAAAUGACAAGUGAUAAUGAAGCAAGGAGAGAAAUGACACGUGACAAUGACGCAAGGAGAGAAAUGACACGUGAUAGCGCUAGAAGAGAAAUGACACGUGAUAAUGACGCUAGACGAGAAAUGACACGUGACAAUGACGCUAGGAGAGAAAUGACACGUGACAAUGACGCUAGGAGAGAAAUGACACGUGACAAUGUCGCAAGGAGAGAAAUGACACGUGAUAGCGCUAGAAGAGAAAUGACACGUGAUAAUGACGCUAGACGAGAAAUGACACGUGACAAUGACGCUAGGAGAGAAAUGACACGUGAUAAUGAAGCAACGAGAGAAAUGACACAUGACAAUGUCGCAAGGAGAGAAAUGACACGUGAUAAUAAAACAAGGAGAGAAAUGACACGUGACAAUGAUGCAAGGAGAGAAAUGACACGUGAUAAUGACGCAAGGAGAGAAAUGACACGUGACAAUGACGCAAGGAGAGAAAGGACACGUGAUAAUGAAGCAAGGAGAGAAAUGUCACGUGACAAUGACGCAAGGAGAGAAAUGACACGUGAUAGCGCUAGAAGAGAAAUGACACGUGAUAAUGACGCUAGACGAGAAAUGACACGUGACAAUGACGCUAGGAGAGAAAUGACACGUGACAAUGACGCUAGGAGAGAAAUGACACGUGAUAAUGAAGCAAGGAGAGAAAUGACACGUGACAAUGUCGCAAGGAGAGAAAUGACACGUGAUAAUGACGCUAAACGAGAAAUGACACGUGAUAAUGAAGCAAGGAGAGAAAUAACACGUGAUAAUGACGCAAGGAGAGAAAUGGCACGUGACAAUGACGCAAGGAGAGAAAUGACACGUGAUAAUGACGCUAAACGAGAAAUGACACGUGAUAAUGAAGCAAGGAGAGAAAUGACACGUGAUAAUGACGCAAGGAGAGAAAUGACACGUGAUAAUGACGCAAGGAGAGAAAUGACCCGUGACAGUGACGCAAGGAGAGAAAUGACACGUGAUAGCGCUAGACGAGAAAUGACACGUGAUAAUGAAGCAAGGAGAGAAAUGACACGUGACAAUGACUUAAGGAGAGAAAUGACACGUGAUAGCGCUAGAAGAGAAAUGACACGUGACAAUGACGCUAGGAGAGAAAUGGCACGUGAUAAUGAAGCAAGGAGAGAAAUGACACGUGAUAGCGCGAGAAAUGACACGUGA
This is a messenger RNA of Physella acuta, 2568 nucleotides long. Its product is annotated as ribosome-binding protein 1-like. The record is from RefSeq and is a predicted model, not a curated record. NCBI's taxonomy places the organism in Eukaryota, Metazoa, Mollusca, Gastropoda, Physidae.